Trifolium pratense (red clover) is the source of this 1332-nucleotide messenger RNA. Its product is annotated as glycerol-3-phosphate dehydrogenase [NAD(+)]-like. Lineage: Eukaryota; Viridiplantae; Streptophyta; Magnoliopsida; Fabales; Fabaceae. Gene Ontology annotation, cellular component: glycerol-3-phosphate dehydrogenase (FAD) complex; cytosol. The coding region runs from base 1 to 1065 and encodes 354 amino acids. The record is from RefSeq and is a predicted model, not a curated record. Gene Ontology annotation, molecular function: NAD binding; protein homodimerization activity; glycerol-3-phosphate dehydrogenase [NAD(P)+] activity. The transcript has 11 exons. Gene Ontology annotation, biological process: carbohydrate metabolic process; glycerol-3-phosphate catabolic process.
AUGAAUAAGGUCACCAUUGUUGGUAGUGGCAAUUGGGGCAGUGUUGCGGCAAAGCUUAUUGCAUCCAACGCCAUCAAGCUGAGUAACUUCCAUGAUGAAGUGAGGAUGUGGGUAUUUGAAGAAACUUUACCAAGUGGGGAGAAACUCACAGAUGUCAUCAACAAAACAAAUGAAAAUGUUAAGUAUCUUCCAGGUGUAAAGCUUGGUAAAAAUGUUGUUGCAGAUCCAAACCUUGAAAGAGCAGUUAAGGAUGCAAAUAUGUUGGUAUUUGUAUCACCACAUCAAUUCAUGGAAGGAAUAUGCAAAAGGCUUGUUGGGAAAAUAAGGACAGAUGCAGAGGGGAUUUCCCUUGUAAAAGGCAUGGAGGUUAAAAAGGAAGGUCCAUGCUUGAUAUCUACUUUAAUAUCCAAUCAAUUGAGAAUCAAUUGUUCUGUUUUAAUGGGAGCCAAUAUAGCUAAUGAGAUUGCCAUGGAGAAUUUUAGUGAGGCAACAGUUGGAUACAGGCAAAACAAAGAAGCUGCAGAGAAAUGGGUUCAGUUGUUCAAUACUCCUUAUUUUAAUGUGACAUCUGUUCAGGAUGUUGAAGGAGUAGAAAUGUGUGGAACCUUGAAAAAUAUAGUAGCUGUAGCUGCAGGUUUUAUUGAUGGCUUGGAAAUGGGAAAUAACACAAAAGCUGCAAUCAUGAGAAUUGGUUUGAAAGAGAUGAUAGCAUUUUCAAAAUUGUUAUUUCCAUCUGUUAAGGACAGUACCUUUUUUGAGAGUUGUGGUGUAGCUGACCUUAUCACAACAUGCAUGGGUGGAAGAAAUAGGAAAGUUGCUGAGGCUUAUGCAAAAAAUAGGGGAAAGAGGUCUUUCGAUGAACUUGAAGCAGAGAUGCUUAAAGGCCAGAAAUUGCAGGGCGUGUUAACUGUGAAAGAGGUUUACGAGGUUCUAACCGCUCGUGGAUGGGUAGAGAUGUUUCCUCUCAUAACAGCAGUGUAUAAAAUCAGCUCAGGUCUCCUUCCACCAUCAGCUAUAGUUGAAUUCAGCAAUAACAGUCACAACCGUGUACAAAGCAGGCUAUAGAUGUCCGUCAAUCAUCAUAAUCAUCUGUCGAAGCCUAGAACGUUGUGGCGACUCGGGCUCAGAGGAAAUCAAUUCUUGUUAUUUGAAGUUCAUGUCAAGUCACACAUUUUCAACUGCAAGUAACUAACAGAUGCAAUAUAGACUUAGAUACAGGAAACAAUCAUUUGGAUCUCUCCAUUGAUUAUUUCCCAUUUUUGAAAAUGUUAACCAAAUUAUUUAUUUUGAUACCCAAUGUAGUGUAACUUUUUUGAGAUUGUGCAAGUUACA